AUGGAAGAGUAUGACACAGAAGCAGAUGUACCAAGGACAGAAAAUAAAUACAUUACGUACCUUCCAAUUGUUUUAGAAAAUAUGAUAAAAGUAAACAGAGGGAAAGGGAAAAUCACAAGCUUUCAUGCAUCCAAAGUACCAGAAAUAUCGAUUAAGAAUUAUAUUCAACGGAUUGGAAAAUACACAGGAUGCAGUAAUGAAUGCUUUGUCCUUUUAAUCAUAUAUCUUGACAGAAUUGUGAAAAUAAAUACAGAUAUUACUUUGUCUCUUUUGUGUAUCCAUAGACUGCUCAUAACAGCUAUCAUGAUUGCUGCGAAAUUUUUUGAUGACUUAUACUACUCCAAUGCGUUUUAUGCUAAAGUUGGAGGAGUUUCUACGGAAGAGAUUAACAAAUUGGAGGGUAUUUUUCUCCAUCUGAUCGAUUACAAUUUGUUUGUAUCCUCAGAGGAGUACAAUCUGUAUAGAUACUCCAUAUCUUUGGCUGUGGAGCGGUACUUGCGCAGAACCCAUGUUGGGGGGCAAGUCGGCAUGGGGGCAGAUAAGAAGCUGGGGCCAACCAACGGGGGGGACCAUCACAGGGGGAGUCAUCAUAGGGGUAGCCAUCACGGGGGGGGCCAUCACAGGGGGAACUGUGCCAGCCGUCCAGCCCCCGUCGCAAAGCCCUAUAACUUGUUUAACUACACCACUCCACACAGGACCAAUAUUAUGUUCCUGAAGCCGGGGAAUGGCCACAAUUUUCAGACCCCGCGCGGG
Plasmodium cynomolgi strain B is the source of this 753-nucleotide messenger RNA. Its product is annotated as cyclin2 related protein. The annotation marks the transcript as partial. Gene Ontology annotation, biological process: regulation of cyclin-dependent protein serine/threonine kinase activity. Lineage: Eukaryota; Apicomplexa; Aconoidasida; Haemosporida; Plasmodiidae. Gene Ontology annotation, molecular function: protein kinase binding. The record is from RefSeq and is a predicted model, not a curated record. The transcript has a single exon.